This is a messenger RNA of Cutaneotrichosporon oleaginosum, 1005 nucleotides long. RefSeq lists its product as uncharacterized. Lineage: Eukaryota; Fungi; Basidiomycota; Tremellomycetes; Trichosporonales; Trichosporonaceae. The record is from RefSeq and is a predicted model, not a curated record.
CCGUCCUCCAUCCCAUCUCUCAUCUCUUCUCGCAGAUCAGGCCGCCGCCGCCGUCUCCGUCUCCGUCCGACGACAUCCUCCGGCGCUCCUCCACGUCGCGAGGGCGGGCAGAGUAAAUGCUUCUCCUUCCCCCACUAACAGCAGUGUCCCUGCACCGCCGCCCCGCCGCACAACAUGUCCUCUGAGCUCGUCGUGCGCCAGUCCGAGGACUGGACGCGCGUGCUCGUCUCCUCCUAUCCCUCCGGCGUGGACUGGGUCCUUGCCUUCUCUCGCGAUGCGAGUGGCGUGAGCGCGGGCGAGCCGGCGGCUCUCGCGCUCCUGCGCGACGCGCACACGCUGCACCUCGAAGGACGCCUGGAGCCCAACAACGCGGCACACCUCGAGACGCUGUGCCGCCCGCACACCGUCCACAUCAACAACGACUCGCGCGGCCCGCGCUCGUCGCUGGGCGCGCCGACGCUCGUGAUAUCGUGGCGCACCGCGUCCUCCUACGUCCUCCCCGACCUCCUUAUCUCGUCCAACACCAACCGCCUCGUCGUGGCGAUCAGCGACGCCGGUGGCCCCAUCUCCCCCGCCAACCGCCGGUUUCUCCCCGCCCUGCCGACGCUCGAUGUCGCCGACGUCGUCCUAGAUUUCAGCCGGUGGGACUCCGCCGUCGUGGACCCGUUCGUCGCGCGCGCGCUGUACGCCGCGCUGGCUGGCCUCCUCGUCCGCGGCGUGCGCAUCACCCUCGUCGACUUCGCCCGCGUCUUCGCAUGCAUGGCAGACGCAUCGACCGAGAUGCGCCCAACGCGCUGGACCGCCCUCCCCCGCCGCGCCGAAGACGCACUCAAGUUCCGCGUGCGCGAAGCCCUGCGCGCCCGCGCAUCCCCGCGCCGCGCGAACGCGCGCGCACUCGAACUCGCCGUCCGUGAAACCCUCGGCGGCAUCGCUGUCGUCGACACUCCCCCCGCCAAGUUGUGAUCACCCUCGUCUGUAGCAUGGCAUGUACGUUUCUCAGAGCCC